AGGCGGGCAGGUGUGGUCUCCCCUCUCUACUUCCCUGGCUCAGUUUGCAAUGUGAUUCCUUCAGAAGUUCCUCAGGGGGUGAACACCCCACCCACCUGCUGCCUGAAGUAUAAUGAGAAAGUGUUGCCAAGGAGACUGGUGAUUGCGUACAGAAGAGCCCUCAACUGUUACCUGCCAGCAAUCAUCUUCGUCACCAAAAAGAACCGAGAAGUCUGCAGCAACCCCAGCAAUGACUGGGUCCAAGAGUACAUCAAGGAUCCCAGCCUGCCUUUGCUGCCCUCCAGGAACUUGGCCAUGGUUAAAAUAAUUACAGCAAAGAAUGGCCAACCCAAGUGAUGAGCGGGCCUUAGUGGAAGCCCUUGUUUAUGGAAGAGAGGGGUAAACCUAUGAAAACAGGGGCAGCCUUAUUAGGCUGAAACUAGCCAGUCACACUGAGAGAAACAGAACAAUUAUCAAAAUAAAGAAGAAGUAUCUCGAAUAUUUUCUCAA
This is a messenger RNA of Cebus imitator (Panamanian white-faced capuchin), 489 nucleotides long. It is a transcript of the gene CCL16, whose product is annotated as C-C motif chemokine ligand 16. The transcript has 2 exons. Gene Ontology annotation, biological process: positive regulation of GTPase activity; monocyte chemotaxis; chemokine-mediated signaling pathway. The record is from RefSeq and is a predicted model, not a curated record. Gene Ontology annotation, cellular component: extracellular region. Lineage: Eukaryota; Metazoa; Chordata; Mammalia; Primates; Cebidae. The annotation marks the transcript as partial. Gene Ontology annotation, molecular function: chemokine activity; CCR chemokine receptor binding.